This is a messenger RNA of Spea bombifrons (plains spadefoot toad), 2451 nucleotides long. RefSeq names its product PR/SET domain 6 (gene PRDM6). Bases 4 to 1653 code for a protein of 549 amino acids. The record is from RefSeq and is a predicted model, not a curated record. Lineage: Eukaryota; Metazoa; Chordata; Amphibia; Anura; Pelobatidae. Gene Ontology annotation, molecular function: protein binding; histone methyltransferase activity. The transcript is spliced from 7 exons. Gene Ontology annotation, cellular component: nucleus.
GCCAUGCUGAAGCCUGGAGAAGCUGGAGGAUCUGCCUUCCUCAAGGUGGACCCAGUAUACCUACAGCACUGGCAGCAACUGUUCCCCCAGGGCCAUGUGAAGAGUACAGUCCUCAGCCAUGUACCCCAUCCUGAGAGGCCUGAUCUCGCCACAGACAGCCUCCGACUGCGGCCAGCCUCCCUCUCCUCCACCUCAUCCUCCAGCUCCUCCACCCCGUCUUCUGCACCCCCUGCCCAUGCCUCUCUGGCCGGGAUCACCGCAAUACCCCCUAUUAUUGGAGCCCUUCCUGUCACUGAGAUCGCAGCACCCCAAAGAAAGGAGUUAGGGGGCCACAAGUUCACCGAGGGGUCACCCAGCCACUUCCAGUGCAGCCCUGAGGAGUUGGACUACUAUCUGUAUGGACAGCAAAGGAUGGAGAUCAUCCCUCUCAGCAACCCCACCAGUGACCCCAAUAACCGGUGUGACAUGUGUGCUGAUAACCGUAAUGGAGAAUGUCCCAUGCAUGGACCACUCCACUCCUUGCGCCGCCUAGUUGGCACCAGUAGCACUGCAUCAGUGGCUCCUCCACCAGAGAUACCAGAAUGGUUGCGUGACCUUCCACGAGAGGUGUGUCUAUGCACCAGCACUGUUCCAGGUCUAGCUUACGGCAUCUGCGCAGCUCAAAGAAUCCAACAAGGCACAUGGAUUGGGCCGUUCCAAGGGGCCCUUGUGUCACCUGAUCAAGUGCAGGCAGGAGCCAUCCGAAACACACAACACCUCUGGGAAAUAUAUGACCAAGAUGGGACAUUGCAGCAUUUUAUAGAUGGAGGAGAACCCAGUAAGUCAAGCUGGAUGAGGUACGUCCGAUGUGCCAGACACUGCGGAGAACAGAAUCUGACUGUUGUUCAGUACAGGUCAAGUAUCUUCUAUAGAGCUUGUGUUGAUAUCCCCAGAGGCACGGAACUGCUGGUGUGGUACAAUGACAGCUACACAUCUUUCUUUGGGAUUCCAUUACAAUGCAUUGCCCAGGAUGAAAACUUGAACGUUCCGACGCCAGUAAUUGAAGCUAUGUCCAGACAAGACACAUUACAGUCAUUCAACAAAAAUGGCAAGUUGUCCUCUUCGUCAUUACAAAGGUCCAUAGUUUUCCCACAGACUCCAUGCAACAGAAAUUAUUCUCUUCUGGAUAAGUCUGGGCCGCUGGACACCGGGUUUAAUCAAAUGAAUGUAAAAAACCAAAGAGUGCUUGCCAGUCCGACCUCAACGAGCCAGCUUAACUCAGAAUUCAGUGACUGGCAUCUUUGGAAAUGUGGACAAUGCUUUAAAACUUUCACACAACGGAUCCUCCUACAGAUGCAUGUGUGCACCCAAAAUCCAGACAGGCCUUACCAGUGUGGACACUGUUCUCAGUCCUUCUCCCAGCCAUCAGAAUUAAGGAACCACGUUGUCACCCACUCCAGCGAUAGACCCUUCAAAUGUGGCUAUUGUGGCAGGGCCUUUGCUGGUGCGACCACAUUAAACAACCACAUCCGGACGCACACAGGGGAAAAACCAUUUAAGUGUGAAAGGUGUGAGAGGAGCUUCACUCAAGCCACCCAGCUGAGUCGACAUCAGAGAAUGCCCAACGAGUGCAAGCCGAUAACAGAGAAUACAGAAUCAAUUGAAGUGGAUUAACUGAUUGACUGGUCGGAAUUAAACUGCAAGGAAAGUCAUGAUUAAAUGUCACGGACACUUAAGCAAAACCAAAGAUUUCCUCUGAACAACUUUCAAUCAGUCCCAGAAAACCGAAAGCAGUAAUAAAAUAACUAAGAUGUUAAGGGAUAUUGAUCUUGGCGUGGAAGCAAGACCAUGAAAGACAUUAUUUAUUUAUGAGUGGGGGUGAAACAUAUUUCAAAAGACAAGGGGACUUAACCUUUUCUGUCCCAACAUAUAUAUAUAUAUAUCUAUAUAACUUUAUUUGUAAGUACGUUUUUUUAAAAACAAACAAUUAAAUAUUUGUUAUUUAAUACCAAAGCAAAGGUUCUGUCGAGUUCUCCUGCCUCUGCCAACAUAUAUGACUCUAAAUCCAAAUGGACUUGCUUAGGCUUGCACUGUUUUGCAGCAUGAGAUCUACCUUCUGAACGGCGGGAGCAGCACAAUACCCCUAACAUGAUGUUGGUACCCCUGACCUAUUGGUCUUUGAAGAACCAGAGAAACUACUUAUUCUAGUUUUGUUUUGUAUUGACAAGGUGGCGGUACAUCUUUAUGUCAGGAUGAUGCCAGGACAAGAGCUAUGUCUGAGCCAUUUGCUAUCGAUCUCAGACCAAGGCGGACUUUUCCAUUCCAUCAUCUACUGAAACUAGUUACGAACCAUACUUUGUGCACUUUUCAUGUAAACUAUUUCAUAGACAUUGUUUAUGACGGUAUGAGGGAUAGUUUGGGAAGUAAACAUGUUGCAAUAUGCCAAAUAAAUAAAUAUAUAUGUAUACAAAA